GAUUGCUAAAUAACAGACGAAAUAAAUAUCUUCUUCUUCCGCCGGUCCAGUCUUCAACGCGGUACUCGCUGCUGGUCAUCUCCAUCUCAAUUCGCUAGGACCUUCUUCUUCACCACCGUGCACCCAUGAUCAACGAUCAUCUCUCUCAUGCUCACAGCCCUUUUCCUCUUCGCUGAAACCUGCGGUCACCUCCCACCACCUGCAAUUCUCAAUGACCAUCUCUCCCAUAUAUCUUCGCUUACUUCUAGCGAAACAGCACCGCUGGCCUCCACCAAGAAAUUUACAGUGGUCAUCUUGCAGUGAUUAUCACCUCCCACCGCCGGUCACACCAUCACCAUGCAUCACCUGCACCUGCAAUUUCGUCACCAUUCCAUCCCUGUCCUUUCAUCUGAGUGCCCGCUGAUUAUCUCUUCAGGCUCCAGACGAAAACCCGGCUAUCUGCUGAUCCAGUCUGCUCGCUAAAUCUGUUCGUCAAUCCGCUCUCCACACCCAGGAUGCCGGAAUUAUCACCGAGCAUGCCGUACAUUCAUCCUUAAUAUACCAAUUUAAGUGUUGAUCUUGUUAUAUUGUUGCACCGCUCGUGACAAAUUUCAUGCAAAUUCACUCUACAUUUCUGGAGAUUCUUACACAGGCAAGAUUGUUUUCAUCAUUGUUCAGCGAAUGACUAAUGAACAAAAGUGAAAAGUCUAUGAAUGAGCUUGGCCGAAGUGCACAAUUGCAUGAGCUUUGGCGUAUUGCUUUUGUUGGGGUGCUUUGGAGUCUCUGGAGGUUUAGGAACAAAGUGAAAUAUGAUGGUGCUUGUGUUAAUGUGACUAGUGCUUUUCAAUUGGUUAGUGGGCAGAUCAUUUCUUCUGGCAUGCUUGCCUCAGGAUGGGUUAAACUUAAUAUGGAUGGUGCUUGGAGGAAUGCCUCGGCUCAAGCGGGGUAUCGUGGAAUUUUUCAUGAUUUUCGUGGUCAUGUAAUUGGAGCGUUUCACUGUAAUCUGGAUAUUCCUAGCUCCAUUGCUACUGAAGUCAUGGCAGUAAUCAAAGUCAUUGAGUUGGCUUGGGUUUGUGAAUGGAAAUAAUUGUGGUUAGAGGUUGAUUCUACUCUAGUUCUUACCAACCUCAAGUCUCCCCAUUUAGUGCCUUGGCGACUUCGUGUUUCUUGGUUAAAUUGUUUACACUGCAUCUCUCAAAUGCAAUUCCGCUCUUCUCACAUUUAUCACAAGGGGAACCAUGUAGCUAAUGUUCUUGCUAAUCACAUCCUCUCUUCAGAUGGUUUGAUUUAGUGGGAUGUAUCUCCUCAUUUCGUUCUUUUGUUAGUGCAAUAGAGAUAAUUUGGGUUUGCCCAAUUUGCGUUUUCGUUAGUUUGUUGAUCAUGUAUUGUUUGUUUAUUUUACUUUUGUGGGGUUCGAUUUCUAUCACCCUAAACUUGGUGUAUCCCAUUAAUUUUUCUAAUAAAUAGGUAAUCGGGUCUUCCGACC
Molecule: messenger RNA, 1465 nt
Organism: Rosa rugosa (rugosa rose)
Lineage: Eukaryota; Viridiplantae; Streptophyta; Magnoliopsida; Rosales; Rosaceae
Exons: 3
Coding region: 668-1066 (132 amino acids)
Molecular function (GO): nucleic acid binding
Source: RefSeq, a predicted model, not a curated record